Molecule: messenger RNA, 2086 nt
Organism: Engraulis encrasicolus (European anchovy)
Lineage: Eukaryota; Metazoa; Chordata; Actinopteri; Clupeiformes; Engraulidae
Product: peroxisomal N(1)-acetyl-spermine/spermidine oxidase-like
Exons: 8
Coding region: 101-1561 (486 amino acids)
Molecular function (GO): polyamine oxidase activity
Source: RefSeq, a predicted model, not a curated record
GUAGCCUACAUUCACUACUAGUGUGUCUCUGGGAACUCCGUCUAUUUUGAAACACACUGCACUUCGCUAUGUCUUUGACUUCAGCCUUUGCGUGACAGUAAUGGGGAGCAAUCCAAAAAUUGUGGUUCUGGGUGCUGGGCUUGCUGGAAUAGGAGCAGCUACCAAACUCUUAAACUUGGGGUUCAAAGAUGUAACAAUUCUUGAGGCUUCUGGAGAGGCUGGAGGCAGAGUAGCAAAAGCGUCUUUUGGCAAGGCAUGGGUAGACACAGGAGCCCAGUUCAUCCAUGGGGCAUCGGAGGCCAACCCUGUGUACUGCCUGCUGAAGCAGCACAGUCUCCUAACAGACGUAGUGAGCGAGGAGGGCACUGACCUCAUCUUCCACAGCAAGGGGCACAGAGUCACAGCCACCUCUGCUAGUCGCAUCUACGAAGCAGGGGAGGGCAUCAUCGAGCAGCAACACAAGGGGAACCUCGGCAAGAACAUGGGGGACCACUAUGUCGAGCGCUCGCAAGCCCUUGUCAACAAGUGGCGGCUUAGUGAUGAAGCAAAGCUGAACGCCUUGAAUAUUUUAACUCUAGUCGGCAAAAACACCUUGAUAGAUAUUGGUGCUCCGGCACUCAACAGUGUGGCCCUGGAUUCUUGGGAGUACUACACUGCCAUGGGAGAAGACCUGAACAUUGAGGGGAAUAUGUUUUCUGUGAUAACGAAACUGCUUGAAGACUUCCCAAAGGACCGCCUGCUGAUGGACAGGCCUGUGACACAAAUCAGCUGGGAUGGUUGUUUUUGUGAUCAUGAAAACCGUCUCUACCCGAUCAGUAUAGAGUGCGAAAAUGGGGAGAAGAUUCUUUGUGACCAUGUGGUUGUUACUUUUUCUCUGGGGUGUCUCAAGGCUUCACCAGCCACCAUGUUUGACCCACAGCUCCCAGACUACAAGAGGGAAGCCAUAGAGAAGCUGGGGUUUGGCUGCAUCAACAAGAUCUUCCUGCUUUAUGAGGAGGCCUUCUGGGAGAGGGAUGCAGAGAGCAUCAGCCUUGUGUGGGGCGACGAAACGCCUGCUUCCUUGUCUGCUGCCUCCCCCCAGUGGCAGAAAAAUAUACAACUCUUUUCUGUCAUGAGGCCGAGAGAAAAGUUUGGUGACGUCUUGAUAGGCUGGUGUUCGGGUAGCGUGGCACAGCAAGUUGAAAGCUUGCCAGAAGCUGAACUCUCAGCUGCUAUCACCUGUAACUUCAGGAGGUUUAUGGGUGACCCAAGCAUUCCCUGCCCAAAGACGAUUAUGCGCACUCAGUGGCAAAGUAAACCAUUUGUGAGGGGAACAUAUGCCUACGUACCAACAGGUGUGGACGCUGCCAUCAUGGACCAGUUGGCUGCUCCGUUGUCAGGCAGGAAAAGCCCCACUGAAGAUCUUCAAGUGCUCUUUGCUGGGGAGGCCACCAUGAAAAGUCUGUAUGGGACAGUCCAGGGAGCACUGAUGUCUGGCCACAGGGAGGCUGAACGGCUGGCACAGCAUUAUGGCAGACCACUACCUUCAUCUACUCCAUGUUCUCCUUCAGUAACAAUAUAAUAACUGCCAUGCCCAAGAUCACUUUUUAAAAAUAUAUACAUAUAUUUUAUGUAAAUAUAUACGUACAUAUAUUUUUUUUACAUAUAGUUUAUGUAUAUUUAGUUACUCUUUUGUGUCUUUAUUGCUCAUAGGACAGUUGUGAGUUUGACAGUAAGAGAGGGGAAGAGAGAGAUGGGGCAGGGCUUGCAAAGGACCCAGGCCAGACUCAAACCCGAGUUGCCAUGGGCAUGCAAGCCCAUAUGUGUGUGUGUGUGUGUGGGUAGGGGUUACCGGGCUGCACCACAGUGCCCCAUGCCCAUGUUUACUUAAUGCUGGAACACCGUGGUGUCUUCAGGGCAAUUCUAAUUAUUUGUUGAAAUAGUGUGAUUUUCUGACUGAACACUUGCUUUGCUUCCACUUACAGUUAAAUAGGCCUACAUAUGUGGGAAGCCACACUGAGCUGUCCUGGAGGGGGAAGUCAUUGGCACAUGUAAAUAGCUUAUAUAGGACCUAAGUGUUUUUGAUUGAAUUUGUGCUGUGAUUGUU